AAAACGGCAGACUCACCUAAACUGCAAAGCGAUUUCUUAAUUUUUACCUCUCCGUUAAAAUGACUACCGAUAUCGCUCGUGAAUUUGAGGCACCAGGAUUCAGCUUUGAAAACUGUCGCCGCAAUGCUCAACUGGUUAAGACUGGCUUCGUGCCACCGAAAAUGAUAAAAACAGGCACCACCAUCUGCGGUAUCAUCUACAAGGAUGGAGUCAUUCUCGGUGCCGAUACGCGCGCCACCGAAGGACCAAUCGUGGCGGACAAGAACUGCGAAAAGAUUCACUAUCUGGCGAAGAACAUGUACUGCUGUGGGGCAGGUACGGCGGCCGACACGGAGAUGACCACACAGAUGAUUGCCUCGAAUUUGGAGCUGCAUCGACUAAAUACGGGCCGUACCGUGCCGGUUGUGGUGGCAAACACGAUGCUGAAGCAAUUCCUGUUCCGCUACCAAGGUUACAUCAGUGCGGCACUAGUGUUGGGCGGUGUGGACACGACGGGUCCGUACAUUUACUGCAUCUACCCGCACGGUUCGACCGACAAGCUGCCGUACGCAACUAUGGGUUCGGGCAGUUUGGCCGCCAUGUCCGUGUUUGAGUCGCGCUGGAAGCCGGACAUGUCGGAGGAGGAGGGCAAGAAGCUGGUGCGGGAUGCAAUUGCGGCCGGUGUGUUUAACGAUCUGGGAUCCGGGUCGAAUAUUGAUCUGUGCGUUAUCCGGAAGGAUGCGACCGAGUAUUUGCGUACGUACGAGGAAGCGAACAAGAAGGGCACGCGUAGCUUGGCUUACGACUUUAAGCCGGGCACGACGGCGAUUUUGCAGAGCAAGAGCUACAAGGUGGACAUUACGGAUACGGUUGUGCGUCAUCUGGUGCCGGAAGGUGUGGAAAGUAUGGAUACGGCGUAAGGAUGGUUCCU
Molecule: messenger RNA, 910 nt
Organism: Anopheles maculipalpis
Lineage: Eukaryota; Metazoa; Arthropoda; Insecta; Diptera; Culicidae
Gene: Prosbeta2
Product: proteasome subunit beta type-7
Exons: 2
Coding region: 60-899 (279 amino acids)
Cellular component (GO): proteasome core complex
Molecular function (GO): threonine-type endopeptidase activity
Source: RefSeq, a predicted model, not a curated record